AUGAACCCCGACACUGGGAUUGUUCAGCGCUUUCGGGCCUUCAUGUCGCGCGCCCCUCUUCUUCCCUCGUCGCCCAUCCUGGGUGCUUCCUCUUAUGGAUCAUUGGGUAGCUCAAACGACUCAGAAGAUGGUAUCUCAAUUCCGCGUGGUCAGACCGUUCGUGAGGAUCUACAACGCGCGAGCUUCGAAAAUGACAUUGGAGGUUCUUCCAACGUACCAGUGUCCACCCCGAGACGAUCACAUUCCGCUGUCAGGCGACGAAACAGCCUGUACGCAGAGAGAAAUCGUCGGCCUUCAUCCGCCGUGUCCGAUGUGGGAAUGGGCCCUGAUUCGAAAUACUCGUUUGCCACCGGAUUGGCAGUACCGGGCAACCCGGUGAUGCAGGAGACACCGGCGUCUUCGCCAUACAUGACAAGUGAUGAUGAAAGUGUCCUCGACAUUGAUGAUGAUGAUUCGAAAUCCUCGAGUGAGGAUCCUCCAGACAAUUCGCCAUAUGCCCAAGUUCGAGCCUCAGUUCCGGCGACAGAUAAUAUAUCUCUUUCUAUAAACACACCUCGGAUGUGGAUUCUUUCUUUGUUAUUCUCUUUGACAGGGUCCGCCGCCAAUCUCUUCUUUUCUUUGCGCUAUCCCAGUGUUUCCAUUACCCCAAUCAUUGCUCUUGUUCUAGUCCAUCCACUGGGGAAAUUCUGGGAUAUUCUUUUCAAGCAAACAGGUGACCCUCUCGAAGUUUUUGAGAACGGAUCCCUUCAUCACCGAGAAUUACAAUCCGGUGACAUCGAUGCUCCUCCUGUUCCAUUGGCGUCCCGAGUCAGACUUUGGUUUGCCCAGGGCCGUUGGAACGAGAAGGAGCAUGCCUGUGUCUACAUUAGCAGCAAUGUAUCCUUUGGAUUUGCCUUCGCGACCGACGUUAUUGUCGAGCAACAUAAAUUUUACAACCAGGAUGUUCCAAUCAUCUAUCAACUGCUACUCAUCGUAUCCACUCAGGUUUUGGGAUAUGCAUUCGCGGGUCUAACACGACGAUUCCUCGUGCGGCCAUCGGCUAUGAUCUGGCCGGGAACUCUGAUGUCCACUGCAAUGUUCUCGACAAUGCACAAGUCUGUCAACAAAAGGGCAAAUGGGUGGAGUAUCUCUCGAUAUAAAUUCUUCGUGGUUGUGUGGGGAGGCGCAUUUCUCUGGUAUUUUGUUCCGGGAUUGUUGAUGCCUGCUCUAAGUUAUUUUAAUGUGAUAACUUGGCUGGCACCCAAAAAUGUGGUGAUUUCGAACUUGUUUGGUGUUGCCUCUGGUCUUGGCAUGUUCCCCCUGACCUUCGAUUGGGCUCAGAUUGCCUACAUUGGCUCCCCAUUACUCACGCCUUGGUGGGCCGCAGCCAAUAUCGUGACGGGACUGGUGGUUGUCAUCUGGAUAGCCGCCCCGAUACUUUAUUAUAAAAAUGUUCUUUUCUCUGCAUAUAUGCCCAUUGUUUCAACAGCUGUAUUCGAUAAUGGUGGGCGACCAUACAAUGUGAGCCGAAUCUUGACCGCAGACUUCUUGUUCGAUGAACAGGCCUACCAGGAUUACUCCCCAGUCUAUCUCCCAAUCACCUAUGUGCUAUCUUACGGUGUUCAGUUUGCUGCUUUGACAUCUCUUGUCACUCACACCAUUUGCUGGUAUGGGAAGGACAUAUUGCAUCAGACUAGAAAGGCAUUUGAGGACAGACGAGAAGUCACGGGCUUGGAGACUUACCAGCCCCUUCGUGGAAGCAAUGAGACGGUUCGACAGAGUUGUGAACCCCCAAGGGUUAUCCCGCAUGAACCGAACCAGGAAAUUCCAUUGACGGGGGAAGAUGUUCAUUGUCGCUUGAUGAGGCGCUACAAGGACGCUCCCCUCACGUGGUAUCUCAUAGUGUUCAUUUCUAUGCUUGCCAUAGCCAUUUUCACGGUGGAAUAUUACCCAACGCACCUGCCUUGGUAUGGGCUACUCUUGGCUCUUGGUAUCACUUCCGUGUUUUUCAUCCCAGUGGGUAUCAUCAUGGCUGUCACCAAUCAACACAGUAGCCUCUAUCUGAUCUGUCAGCUCCUUUGCGGUAUCGUAUUUCCAGGAAGGCCUGUGGCGAACAUGAUUUUCGUGACCUACUCAUAUAUCAGCUCUGCACAAGGGAUCAAAUUUUCCUCGGACCUCAAACUUGGCCAUUACAUGAAGAUCCCACCACGAAUUCUGUUUGGCGUCCAGAUGAUGGCGACUUUGAUCUCGAGUCUGACCCAAAUUGGUGUGCUGAACUGGAUGUUCACUUUUGUCCCGGGAAUUUGCACCCCGGAGGCCAUCAAUGGGUUCAAUUGCCCCAUUGCUCGAGUACAUUUCAAUGGCAGUAUUCUCUGGGGGGUCGUUGGCCCCCAGCGCUUCUUUGGCCCAGGAGGGCUCUACCGUCCGCUUGUCUGGGCCUUUUUAGUGGGAGCCGUCGCUCCUCUAGGAGCAUGGAUUCUGGGGAGACACAGCAAGAAGAGCUUCUGGCGUAUGGUCAACUUCCCCAUCUUGUUUGGCAGUCUGAGCUGGAUACCACCUGCAACCGGGCUCAACUUUUCCAUCUGGGCCCUUGUAUGCUUUGUGUUUAAUUAUGUGAUCCGCCGAAGAAAGACCGCGUGGUGGGAGAAAUAUGCGAUGACCUUGUCGGCCGCAUUGGAUUCUGGAUUGGCAUUUGCAGUCGUCGUUGUCUUCUUCGUCUUCAUUUACCCUGGCUGGGUCGAUGGUUUCAAAUGUCACAUCGCCUCCUACCACUCGUGCAACUCUGUUUUGCACGUCGACAACAUGUCAACCCCAACGAAUCCCUCGAACGCUCGUACUCCAACUGGACCAAAUGGUGCACCGCUGAUGAGGAUGCGUCGUCCAAAGGCAGCAGAUCCUUUGGUUAGACCGAAGAGAAGGCCUGUCCCCAAGCCAGCUGGCGCCACUCCCGUCGGCAAUAGAACAGCCACUAAGACUCUUCCCUCACGCCCGUCCCACCCUCAAGCAAUCUUUCCAUCCGAGCGGCCUAUGCUUGAGAUUUUAAACAACCACAUGGCAGCGAACGGGUUCAGCGGCCCCUUGCUUAGUGAUAAAUACGUUGAUUAUCCGGUGGUGACGACAAAGAGGGCUCUGAUGGAGGGACUGAAACACCACAUCGCACGAUUUGCAUCGAAGAAGAGCGUCGACCCUCGUGACGAAUCACAAUUCACUCGACCAGUCCGACUUCACCGCCGCGACCCACGUUCGCGAACUCAUGAUCCAAACUCGGGAAGGUCCGAGAUCGAUGGCCAGCCAAUGGAUGAAGCCGAACGCGAAGCAUUUGAUGCUCGCAAGGCAGCACGCGAAAAGGAACGUGCCGAGAACCUUUCCCAAAUUGCUCCCGCCCUUGGCUCAACCUCGAAAAGACCAAAUGCACCAAAGCAGAAGACGCAGCAGGUUUUCAAGUCGGACAUGACCCCCGAGGAGAUCGCAAGAGCACGGAUCAAGUAUGAAGAAGCCCUGCCAUGGCAUCUGGAGGAUUUUGACAACCAGCACACCUGGGUUGGAAACUACGAAGCAGCUCUGUCAGAAACACAUGCGGUCUUUGUUCUUGAAAAUGGAAAGAUGAGAAUGAUCCCGGCCGAAAAGUGGUACAAGUUCAAUGCUAAGAGUAACUUUAAGGCUUUGACCAUUGACGAGGCCGAGAAAUUCAUGGCCAAGAGAGUGAAAGACCCUCGAUGGUUCAUGGAAAAACAGCAGCAGCUGGAGCAAGAAAAAGAAUUGGCAACAUAUGCCAAACAGCGCAAAGUCUACGCCGGUAAACAGGGCACAAAUAUCGGAAAUGGCGCGGGAUUGGAGGCCGGUGAAAUGGAUUUCGAAGAAGAUCGAUUUGCUGAUGACGAAGAGCACGAUGACCUCUUCAUUGAGGAUGAAGAUGCGAAGGAUGCCGAAAAGAGAAUUAAAGAGGAUCAGCUUAAGGCGAAUGUGUUCGAUCUCAAGGACGAGAAGGAGUAUGAUGCCGAAGAAAUGCGAGAGAAACGUGAAAGAGAGGCCCGGCGUGUGUUGGGCAAGGGUGUUCGCAAGGCUCUGAAGAAGAGAGAACGAAACUUUGAUUACAGCAGCGGCUCCGACGUCAACCCAUACACGGAUGAGGAGAGCUCCGACGACAGCGAAACCGAACGGGCCAAGGAGGAGGAACGGAAGAAGGCAGAAGAAGAAAAGAACCAGAAAGAAGCGCUCCUCUCCAAGGGAUCAAGUACCCCCUCCGGCCGACCCAAGCAUACAGACCCCUUGAAAAAAGCCUCAGCUGCUGGAUCUCGGAAAAGGCUUGGAUCACCAAACGCUUCUGAUGCGAGCGGCACCGACACAUCUCGAAAGAAGGUGAAAAGCAUGCAUCUCCCUGCGUCUCAACCCCCGUCGCGUCCGAUCUCUCCAUCCGCUUUGCAGGGCAAGAAACGUGUGCGAAACAUUACUGGUGGCGCUGGUUCUGGCAGUGAUGUCGACACUGGUGUCGGAUCUGGAGCUGAAAUGACCGAGGGUGGCAAGAUCAAGAAACUGAAACUCAACCCCCCUCCUUCGGUUUCUCGAGGUGGCACUCCACAAGGGUCUCGCGCCGCAAGUCCUUUGCCUAGACUCCCCGGAAGUCGCGCCAACAGCCCCGACGGCAUCAGAGGCCAUCGUGUGUCGACUCCUAUCUCUGGAAUCCAAACGUUCCCUACGGCCGGGGAAAUCCAUGCGGCCAUCCCAGCAUCUGGCAUUCUGAGCAGCGACCUCUUGAAAGUUUUCCGUCCUCGUAUUGGCGAAUCCAAGGAGAACCACCGGAGAUUCAUUGCCAUUGUCAAGGAUGUCAGUGUUUACGGAAAAGAAGAUCGGAUGCUGCGACCAGGUCCCUGGAAGGGGAACUGA
This is a messenger RNA of Penicillium digitatum Pd1, 4863 nucleotides long. NCBI's taxonomy places the organism in Eukaryota, Fungi, Ascomycota, Eurotiomycetes, Eurotiales, Aspergillaceae. The record is from RefSeq and is a predicted model, not a curated record.